This is a messenger RNA of Lethenteron reissneri (Far Eastern brook lamprey), 851 nucleotides long. Its product is annotated as ALK and LTK ligand 2-like. Gene Ontology annotation, biological process: positive regulation of ERK5 cascade; positive regulation of ERK1 and ERK2 cascade. The record is from RefSeq and is a predicted model, not a curated record. NCBI's taxonomy places the organism in Eukaryota, Metazoa, Chordata, Hyperoartia, Petromyzontiformes, Petromyzontidae. Gene Ontology annotation, molecular function: receptor tyrosine kinase binding; receptor signaling protein tyrosine kinase activator activity.
UUCCUCACCACCCGAUGAGAGUCAACGACUCGCCAACUCACUCACCACCCACGACGGCUGCGGGCAGCAGAUCGUCCCGCAGACCGCGGCCGCCAAUGACGACGCCAAUGACGCCGCUGACAGGCCGUGGCCGUGGCGCUGGUGGCGGUGGCGGUAGCGCUGUCCAGCGCGCCACCGUCUCGCGCCUCGGCGGCGAUGGUCUCGACGGUUCGGGCGAGGCCUCCGCCGGGUCUGAGGUCGCUUCUCGUGGGGGCUUCGGCCGCACGCCUCGGGCUGCAAAUGCGGCCGCAGCAGCAGCAGCAGCUGAUGCAGCAGCAGCUACAGCAGCAGCUGCGGCAGCAGAUGCAGCUGCUGCGCGCGGGGAUGGAGUACGGGGGGUUGAGGACCCUCGUGAAGAAGGGAGGCGGAGUGCGGCGAGGGCAGAGAGUACGACCACUGCUGAGACCGCAUCUGGAGUUCGCGCUCGCACUGGUCCCGAGGGAUGCCGGGCUGAAGAGCAAGUACCUGAGACACCACACAGGUCACCUGUUCUUCCCUCGGCAGUGCAGCGCUCACUACUACCGCCUGUACCACACCUCCCGUGACUGCACGACACCCGCGUAUUACAGGCGUUGUGCCCGACUGCUGUCUCGCCUGGCGGCGAGUCCAGUGUGCCGCGCCUAACAACACACACUUACACACACUUACACACUUACACACACUUACACACACUUACACACUUACACUUACACACUUACACACACUUACACACACACACUUACACACUUACACACACUUACACACACACACUUACACACACACACUUACACACACUUACACACUUACACACACACACUUACACACUUACACAC